AUGAGGAAAUGGACCGACACUUUCGACGACGAAACGUUCGGCUAUAAUUCGGCCGAAUACCGGGAUGUUAUACAUACGAUAAGCACACCACACGGCCAAGUACAGAGGAUCGUCGUCUUUAAGAAGAAUGGUGUCCAAGCGAUGGUUGAAUAUCCUUUGCAAAUAGAUCUAGUAACUAGAAUUACACAUAAGACAAUUUCCUGUCUUAGAAAUGUGCAUUGUCACAAGUUUGAAAGCGUGGAGUCUGCAACGCGGGCGAAGGAGGCGCUACACGGGUGCGAUAUAUACUCAGGAUGCUGCACGCUCAAGAUUGAAUAUGCUAAGCCCGAAAGACUGAAUGUGUUCAAAAAUGACCAAGACAGCUGGGAUUACACGUUAUCUGAGGAAGGGCAACCACAGCAGCGCAGUGCACCACUACUGCAGUCACCACAAUACACCGGCGGGAGACCACAACCAUACAAUGCCAAUGUCACCACACAAGUGCCGGCGCGACCCUGUAGCGAAGACUCCUGCAGUCAACACAGUGACGCGCAAAAUGACAUGGACUUUGGCAGCGGCGGUCCGCCACCGGGCAUGAUGAAGGACAGGCACGGGCCCCCACCACCGCACCAUCCGCGUGAUGGACGCGGCCCUUACGGACCGGAAGGUUAUGGCGGUGAAGGCUUCGUCCCUCCGCCCCCAAUGCACCACCCUCCAAUGCCUCCACAGAACCAGGGUGGACCACCACAACAGGGCGGAGUCAUGAUGGUAUAUGGGCUAGACCCAACCACGGCUAACGCAGAUAGACUGUUCAACCUCUGUUGUCUUUACGGAAACGUUGUUAGAAUAAAGUUCUUGAAGACGAAAGAAGGCACAGCGAUGGUGCAAAUGGGCGACCCCGUCUCAGUCGAGAGAUGCGUUCAAAACCUCAACAACGUCACAGUUGGAGACUACACGUUGACACUCGCGUUCUCAAAGCAAGCGUACUUGUCCGAGGUGAUGAACCCCUACCCUCUUCACGACAAGUCUCCCUCGUUCAAGGACUACGUUAGCAACAAGAACAACCGAUUCCUGACGCCGGCAUCUAUUCACAAGAACAGGAUACAGCCUCCCUCAAAGGUAGUACAUUUCUUCAAUACACCCCCGGACGUUUCAGAAGAGCAGCUUUUGGCGGUGUUUUCAGAUUAUGGAGUCACGCCGCCGCACACAAUUUCAAAGUUUCCGCUUAAGAGCGAAAGGUCAUCAUCGGGUCUGAUGGAGUUCCAGAAUAUAUCACAAUCAGUGAUGGCUAUUAUGGCUUGCAACCACGCGACUAUUAACCACCCAGGUGCGAAAUUCCCGUUCGUAAUGAAGCUGUGCUUCUCAUCUUCGAGACAAAUCGGCCAGGGAAAAGGACAGAACCAGAACAAAAACCACAGCCAAGGCCAGAACCAGGAGCAAAGUCAAAGGCAGGGCCAGAAUAACGGUGUCGAGCAUGAUUACUAUUAA
This is a messenger RNA of Leptosia nina, 1467 nucleotides long. Lineage: Eukaryota; Metazoa; Arthropoda; Insecta; Lepidoptera; Pieridae. The record is from the annotation of a GenBank genome assembly.